Messenger RNA from Colletotrichum chrysophilum, 720 nucleotides. RefSeq lists its product as uncharacterized. The record is from RefSeq and is a predicted model, not a curated record. Bases 1 to 720 code for a protein of 239 amino acids. Lineage: Eukaryota; Fungi; Ascomycota; Sordariomycetes; Glomerellales; Glomerellaceae. The transcript has 3 exons.
AUGUCCGGGCAACUCAUCUUUUUCGACAUUCCUAGCAGAGACGGCACUUGCUGGUCUCUGAACACGUGGAAAACGCGCCUGGCUCUCAACUUCAAGGGGGUCGACUACAAGACGGAGUGGCUCGAGUAUCCUGACAUUGCAGGCCGACUGGAAGCGGCUGGUCUCAAAGGCGACCCCGACCAGAUCAGGCCUUUCACCUGCCCCACCGUCCAGUUUCCCGACGGCACAUACAUCAUGAACAGCAAGAAAAUCAUCCCCCGUAUUGAAGCCGACUAUCCGGAGCCGCCCCUGUACCACGACGCAGACCUGUCUCAGGAAGCGCUCAAGCACAUCGCCCCGGUCUGGGACGCCUUGGCACCUAUUCUCCUCCCCGUGGCUCCUCGUGAGGUUCUGAACGAGUGCAGCGCAGAGUAUUUCUGGCGGACGCGCAAGGAGUUUCUGGGCAUGAGUCUGGACGAGUUUGGGGAGAAGAACGGUGGCGAAAAGGCGUGGGAGAAGGCCAAGAAGCCCAUCGAGGACGCUGCUGCGCUGUUGAACAAGACGGAGGGUCCCUUCUUUCUCGGGGACAAGGUUUCGUACGCCGACUUCCUCUACGUCGGCGUCAUAGCGAUGGCGAAGAGGUUUAACGAGGAGAACUACCGCCGUAUCGUCGAAAUCUCGCCAGCAUUUGACAAGCAGUACAAGGCUUGUGGCCCUUGGCUCGAGAGAAACGAUCACUGA